AUAAUACUCGACUGAGAGAUAGUAAGUACACUUUCUGUGGCAAUUGCUUUCAUGGAAAAAUCUUUUAAAUAUCAGAGGACAAACUAAGAAUCUUCAAAGCCACGCAGAGAGGCAGAUCUGAUACGAAAGCUGGAAUCAUGAGCACUGCAGGGAAAGUCAUCAAAUGCAAAGCAGCUGUAAUCUGGGAACCUAAAAAACCAAUCAAUAUUGUGGAAAUAGAAGUGGCUCCACCAAAAGCGCAUGAAGUUCGUGUUAAGAUGGUGGCUACUGGAAUCUGCCGCACAGAUGACCAUAUAGUGAGUGGCUCAAUAAAGACGAACUUUCCCGUUAUUCCUGGUCAUGAAGGAGCCGGUAUUGUGGAGAGUGUUGGGGAAGGUGUUACCAGUUUGAAGCCAGGAGAUAAAGUCAUUCCACUCUGCCUCCCCCAGUGUGGGAAAUGCACCGUUUGCAAAAAUCCCAAAGGCAACUGGUGUGAAAAGACAGACUUUCUCGAACCCAGAGGAGUAAUGUAUGAUGGCACCACCAGGUUCACUUGCAAAGGAAAGCCAGUUCACAAUUUUGUUGGCACCAGCACCUUCUCGGAAUACACCGUGUUGCAUGAAGAUUCUGUGGCCAAAAUUGAUCCUGCCGCUCCUCUUGAAAAAGUGUGCCUCAUUGGCUGUGGAUUUUCUACUGGCUAUGGGGCUGCCGUCAAAACUGCAAAGGUUCAUCCUGGUUCUACCUGUGCUGUUUUUGGCCUGGGAGGAGUAGGUCUCUGUGUAGUCAUGGGCUGUAAAUCAGGUGGCGCUUCCCAGAUCAUUGGGAUUGAUAUCAACAAGGAUAAAUUCCCUCUGGCUAAACAGCUGGGUGCCACCCAAUGUAUCAGCCCUCUGGAUUUCAAGAAGCCCAUCAAUGAAGUGCUGUUUGAGAUGACCAAUGGUAAAGGUGUAGACUAUUCGUUUGAAGUGAUUGGGCGCACAGAUACCAUGAUUUCAGCCUUGGCUUCCUGCAACAUGAACUAUGGAACAAGUGUCGUAGUGGGAGCACCUCCUUCAGCAUCUGAGAUUACUUUCUCCCCAGCACUUAUCUUCACAGGUCGCACUUGGAAAGGAUGUGUAUUUGGAGGCCUGAAAAGCAAGGAUGAUGUCCCAGAGCUGGUUUCAGAUUUCAUGGCAAAAAAGUUUUGUUUGGAUCCAUUAAUAACUCAUAUUUUGCCUUUUGAUAAAAUCAAUGAAGGGUUUGAGCUGCUCCAGACUGGAAAAAGUAUUCGCACUGUUCUGCUAUUUGGUAAUGAGGAAAAAAACAGAAAGUGACCUUUUCAAGCUGACUUUCACCACUUUGAAUGGCCAUACCUGGAAUAAGAGGGAAUCUCCAGAGACAACUGGAUCCUGCCGUCAAUUUAUGUCAAUUUGGAGUCAAUUUUUCUUUGUGUGUAAUAGAACAAAACUACUGAAAAUACCUUAUCAGCACAUUCAGGACUACACAGGUCAUGUUCAACAAAGCAAAAGCAAAAUAAUAAUCUGCUGUAGGUGUUGGGAAUUAGGCUACAACCCUACAAACUCAUGGGAGUAAAUUCCCAUUGAAUUCAAAGGGAUCCUUAUUUCUUAGAGGGCAUGC
Molecule: messenger RNA, 1596 nt
Organism: Pogona vitticeps (central bearded dragon)
Lineage: Eukaryota; Metazoa; Chordata; Lepidosauria; Squamata; Agamidae
Product: alcohol dehydrogenase 1B
Biological process (GO): retinoic acid metabolic process; retinol metabolic process
Cellular component (GO): cytosol
Molecular function (GO): all-trans-retinol dehydrogenase (NAD+) activity; zinc ion binding
Source: RefSeq, a predicted model, not a curated record